CUUGUAAGUGACCCAUAGUUGUGCAGGUCAUCGGUCAAAACACUGCUUGUAUCUGUCCUCGAGAGUAUGCAGCAAGCCAUUGGUAUCGACAUCCAUCUAGAGCUACGCGAGCGCUCGUCUGUUUACGCCCUUAAACUUCUACGACCUUUGGCGGCUGUUUUAGAAGUUGAGCAGUUUCGCCAGGUGGCGUACGAUUUGGGAAUGCCCGACUGGGGUGUUCGACUGUGUCAAAGCUUUGUCAACACAGUACUUCAUCAUCCGGAACUCUGUAGACCAGAAGCACGCGAUAAGGCCUGGGUGGCUGCUCGCGACGCGCUGCAUUUCAGCGUCAUCACUGCUGGGAGUGGCGAUAGCGACCCGACCGAUGAUCGGAUUGCCUGUAAGGAAGAGAUUUCUCGUCCCCGCACGACCAGGAAUGCUGGUUGCGGCUGGCUCCUCGAUUAUAUCAUGCAUCAUCAUUCGAUCUCUCAUCAGUCAGCGCUCACUGACGCAUUCUUCACGAUGAGCGAAAUGAACAUCGACAUUGCAUGCAGGGAGAAGAUGCCGACCUAUAUUAAUGCGAUGAUUUUUGCAAUGGCACCGGAUAAGCCUCCACAGCUUCGCAAGGCUGCGCUUCGCGCUGCGUAUUCAUCAAGGAACUAUCUUGCCCUGUUGGACACCGAUUGUCUCUCCCCAGAUCUCUGUGCUCAAUUUUCGGCAGCGCUUUCUGGCGUUGCUGCUGACAGUCUAUCCUUUGGUCAGGGCGAGGAUGGCAUUCUUUCUGAACACUCCAGUAUGUGUGGCAAGCAGAACCUUCGUUAUUUGCACAUAUUGUUCUCGUGGACUCAAAGUGAGCUAUGGUCCCAUCACCUUUAUGAUAGUGGACACCUCGAGGCAUGCCUAUUGAUCGCGAACAACCUUCGUUACUUUGAAAUCUACCCUCUCACAGAACAUCUCGCCUUAUACAUCAUUGCAAUCAUGGCACGACUAAAGGGAGAACACGGCAACCUCAUCCCGAACGAUCUUUGUGGCCUUCUUGUACACAAGGCUUGGGCAUUCGUCGCUCUUCGUUCUCUUAAGCCACUCGAGUUGUCUGAGUGCGUCAUACAUGAAGCUCUCGAACCAUUUGCCAAGUUCACAAUCCAGUUGCUGAAACGUGAUGCGGAACUUGUCGAUGUCACAAACGAGUUCAAGUCACGUGUAAUGCAGACACUGUACCACUUGGAGCAAGGUUCCGCGGACAAUGUGGUGAUAUCGCUAGUCAAGGAUGUCGUAUCAUUGGUCACUACAUGACCUACCUGUGAUUGAGUGGGUAUUUUAGUACCUGUUCCUCUUGACUUAAUGAUUUAUGUAUGUUGUUUGCCGGUGUAUCUGUAUGUAUCUGAUUCUCAAUGCGAGGUCAAAUAGUAUAAGGCAGUUCCAUCGCCUCGCACAGCUCUGCUUCGAGCCCCAAG
Molecule: messenger RNA, 1433 nt
Organism: Suillus subaureus
Lineage: Eukaryota; Fungi; Basidiomycota; Agaricomycetes; Boletales; Suillaceae
Exons: 1
Coding region: 67-1272 (401 amino acids)
Source: RefSeq, a predicted model, not a curated record